CCUCUCUUGACGGCCAUUUUGGGCAAGACCGAGUGGAUUAUUUAAAAUUUUCAUCCUCUUCAAUCUUUAUAUUUUUUAGCCAUCGCUAUGGCAGAUAGGGACGARAACAUUUAUCAAGCUAAGCUUGCCGAGCAGGCAGAAAGAUAUGACGAAAUGGUUACUGCAAUGAAAAAUAUAGCUGUGUCUAACGUACCCCUGUCAGUAGAAGAGCGUAAUCUAUUAUCUGUUGCUUAUAAAAAUGUGAUUGGAGCCAGAAGAGCUUCGUGGAGAAUUGUUUCAAGCGUCGAGCAGAAAGAGGCUGCCACGGAAGGGGAAGGUCCAAAGCUGACAAUGAUGAGAGAAUACCGUAAACAGAUUGAAAACGAACUUCAGGAGAUUUGCAAAGACAUUUUGGAUCUGCUAGAAAAACACUUGAUCCCUUCGUGUCAAGACCUUAAAGACCAUCAAGAUGCGAAAGUGUUCUAUUACAAAAUGAAAGGGGAUUAUCACAGGUAUGUUGCUGAAUUUACCAAAGAGCCCGAAAAGCACAAAGAAGCUGCCGGACAUUCAAAGGAUGCCUACACAAAAGCCAAAGAUGAAGCAGAGAGUCUGCCGUCAACAAAUCCUAUCCGCUUAGGUUUGGCCUUGAAUUUUUCAGUGUUCUAUUAUGAAAUUGAAAAUGAUUCCAAAGGAGCCUGUGACCUUGCUAAAAAGGCCUUUGAUGAUGCAAUUGCUGAGCUGGAUAAUCUAAAAGAUGAUAACUACAAAGACAGUACGUUAAUUAUGCAGCUACUGAGAGACAACCUAACACUUUGGACAUCAGGACAACAAGAAGACGAGUCAAAAGGUGAUAUUCAAGAUGUUGAAAAUGAAGGCUGAUUCAUUUUAGCAAUUAAGUCAGUUGUGUGAAUAUACUUUUAUGUACAUGAAUGUAUUCUAAUAGUGAAACAAUUCAGCAUUAGCAUGUACUCCAGCUAUGAACUUAAUGAUUUUGUAAGCAGACAUUCCUAGUAGUUAGUCAUAUAGUCUUAGUCUUCCUUUGCAUGUCUGUUGAUGUUGCUCUGCAUUGGAUUCCACAAUUUAACCAUUCCUGGUCAAGGCAGGGGGGUGUCUUUUAAAUCCUCUACAACCAUGUGCAUUUCCAGAAUAACUUAAUGGUAUCUGUCUUUUAGAGCUUGUAAUAGAAAAUGUAGUCAUUAGUUGUCAGUCUAUUUACCAGGUAACAACCAUAUAUUUUCAGAUUACUCUUUAAGCUCAAGUUAUAACAUGCUUGCAUUUUCCAGUGACAUACAAAGUAUAUCCAACGGCAAAUGUUUAAAGUGCUAUUAAUACUUCAAGUACAUUUUUUGAAAACCAGUAGAUACUAAGUUCUGGAGGGGUGUUGGUACCCGAUUUGUCUCCUAGGUUCUUGUAUGUUAUGUCAGAAGAUGAUCAUGUGUGGUUUAAGGUAUUCUGGUCUGUUUUACAUCAACAUGUCAAUAAACAACAACAUUUGAUUUCA
Exaiptasia diaphana is the source of this 1480-nucleotide messenger RNA. Its product is annotated as 14-3-3 protein epsilon. Gene Ontology annotation, biological process: signal transduction. The record is from RefSeq and is a predicted model, not a curated record. NCBI's taxonomy places the organism in Eukaryota, Metazoa, Cnidaria, Anthozoa, Actiniaria, Aiptasiidae. Bases 88 to 858 code for a protein of 256 amino acids. Gene Ontology annotation, cellular component: cytoplasm. The transcript is spliced from 4 exons.